Molecule: messenger RNA, 1695 nt
Organism: Macadamia integrifolia
Lineage: Eukaryota; Viridiplantae; Streptophyta; Magnoliopsida; Proteales; Proteaceae
Product: disease resistance-like protein DSC1
Exons: 2
Coding region: 42-1574 (510 amino acids)
Molecular function (GO): protein binding
Source: RefSeq, a predicted model, not a curated record
GUUGCUCAAAACUUGACAAGUUACCAGAGGAGUUGGGGAAUAUGGGAAGCUUAAAAGAGCUUCUUGCAGAUGGAACUUCUAUAAAACAACUACCCUUCUCCAUUGGACAUUUCAAGGACCUAAAAUCCUUAUCCAUAGGUGGGUUUAAAGGAUCACCACCUAAAUAUUGGCAUUCUUUCUUCCCAUCUUGGGGCUCAAAGAGUAAGGUUCCCAAUUCCAUCAGCAUACUUCCUGCUUCUUUCUCGCUUUUACGCUCCUUAAAAUCCCUCAUUUUGAAGGGCUGCAAUUUAUCAGAAGGGGCAAUUCCUUGUGAUCUUGGAACCUUGUCCUCUCUAGAAGAGUUAGAUCUUGGCUACAACAAUUUUUGUAGCCUACCUGCCAACAUUAGUCAUCUUUCUCAUCUCCGGAAACUUCGGUUGCGGAAAUGCAGAAUGCUUCAAUCAAUUCCGGAGCUUCCAUCAAAUUUAGAGAUAUUGUAUGUGGACGGUUGCCCAUCAUUGCAAAGUUUGCCAGAUCUUAGUAGCUUAUCGUCAUUGUUUGAAUUGGAUUUAGGCUAUAAUAAUUUUUUGACCCUACCAUCUAGUAUCAGUGGUCUUUCUCAGCUUGUUUACCUUAAAUUAGACCACUGUACAAGGCUCCAAUCAAUUCCAGAACUUCCGUCAAGCGUGUGGAACUUGAACCUAGAAGGUUGCACAUCAAUGGACAGAUUAUCAAAUUUGUCAAAUCUAAAGGAAUUGCCAGACUUGAUGCUCAGGAAUUGUGACAAGAUAGUAGAGAUUCAAGACUUGGAGAAACUGGAAAUGGUUCGAUCCAUUCACCUUGAAGGGUGCAACAAUCUGUCAGAUGCUUUUAAGCAGAGUGUCCUACAGGCAUUGCCAAAAGGUGGUGAGCUCAACAUCUUUCUUCCUGGAUGUGAAAUACCAGAGUGGUUCAUUCAUCGGAGUCAGGGAUCUUCAAUGUCUUUUGAGGUGCCUCCACUUUCAGAUUAUAAGAUCCAAAAACUAAUUCUUUGUGCUGUUUAUGCGGCAGAAGAGCUUUACACAGAGGACGAGGAGUUUGCAGAUUCUGCUUUCCUUAAUGUCAAUAACAAAACCAAGAGUAUUAAGUGGAGAUACAGUCCAACAGCUGCUGGAAUCCUAACUGUCCCCCAAGAUCACAUGUGGGUUGGAUGUAUACCAGCUACCGAGUUUGGUAAUCUGUUGGGGGAUGGAGAUGAGGUGGAGGUUUCAAUAGAAAUGGAGAAACCAAUCAAAGUGAAGAAGUGUGGGAUCCAUCUAGCUAUUGGUCCAUAUGAAGAGUGUUCUGAGUCAGAUGAUCAAGUGAGGAUCCAAUACAAUUCUUCUUCAGAAGACGAUGUCGAUACGGAUGGAAAUAUAUCAAUGGUAGAUAAUAGAGGGGCUAAGAGAAUCCGUGAUGAGAUGUGUCCCAGUAGCUCCUGGUCUGAUGAGGACCAAGAUCCAAAGUGGCUGACUGAUGAGGGAGAGGGAGGAGGCUACAGUAGUUAUUUUAAGCUCUUCCCAAAAGGAUUCUUGAAAAAAAUAUAUGGUGAAGGAUCAAUUAAAAAGAAAAAGUGAAAAGAGUCCUCCAACCUUUAUAAUCUCUACACUUGAAUAAAGAUUGUAACUGUUUAUCAAGACAAAAUAGAUAGUGAGCACUGGUUAUAAUUAAGCUUAUUUUGUGAUAUGAUUUACUUCA